AUGGGGCACUCUUUCCAGAACUCCCAGGUACCUAGCAAAAAGGAGCAUUCAAUAGUGUACCGAAACACCGCACACCAAGUGUUCGGUGAAUUGCCCAAAAGAAGAUUUCAAGCUAAUUUACCACCCUAUCCAAUCAAACGCUUGCAAUAUGGCUCCGAGCAAGAAAAAGCCUCGAACCACGGCUUCGUCAAAAGUGCCAGAGAAAAUUGGGCCCGAGCCAACCAAAGGAACGCUCCGUCGGCACCAAUCGACGAUGAUGAAUUUCAGACACACACAUUCGUCAGUCCACAAGCCGCCAAGGAUUUUCAAGACCGAGCGAAGUCGAUCAUCCCGGAGCGAGAACUUCUUCUUGACGAGGAACGGAACCCGGAAAUUUUCGACAAUGUCAUGAAACGAGGUUGGCAAUCGUUCAUUGAGGAUCCAGGGGAGGCAAAUGUCAGCAUGGUCCGAGAGUUCUUUGCCAAUGCAGCUCAUUCCGAUAGCAACACAUCUGUCAAGGUUCGAGAUGUUGUAGUUCGAUUUGAUCCUGCCCAUAUCAACAACUACUUCAAUUUGCCCGACUUAUCGCUGGAAGGCUACAACACGGUGAAAAAGAAAACCAUUUUCGAUGAUUUGAUCAGAACUUUGUGCCCGAGGGGGACAUCCUGGAAAGGGGAGAAGAAAAGUUUCAAUCGUUCAGAAUUGUCUAAGGAAGCAAAGGCGUGCGCUAACUUCGUCUCGGCCCACCUCUUGCCCACAUCGGCGGUGAGCACAGUCCUUCCCCCCCGGUUGCUUCUUAUCUAUGCUAUCAUCAUAGGGAUCGACAUCAAUUGGGCAGGAGUUCCGACCCGGGAGAACGACGAGACAAUGAAACCCCAACUGCCUAUCAAAGAUGUUUUUUCGUACAAGGACGUUGUGGGGCCGGACAAUCCAGGUAUGGGAGGCGAUGACGACGAGGGAGAUGCCCAGAAUGCUCCAGCUCCACGACGAGCUGCUCAACCGCGCCAAAAAGGAAAGCAAUCAGUCCAAGAGAUUGGCGACGGGGACCGAGAGUGGAAGGAGGCAGUCGAAACACACCUGACAUUCAUCGGGAAAAUGUUGCGGGCACUCACCAGCAAAAUGGGGUGCGACACCACAGAUAUCGCAGAACCCCUCCCUUUCCCACGACAUGCUGCAGCUGUGGAUAGGCCCGAGAGCUCUCGGGCGAGACGAGUCAUAGAGAGCGACGACGAGGAGGACCUAAACAACUAAGGGACGUUGUGUAUUCUUUCCCUUUUAUUUAUUAUUCUGCUUUUGAGCAUAGGGACUAUGCUAAAAUUUGAGUUUGAGGGUGGUGUUUGUUGAACCUUUUUGUUUUUGUUUUUGUUUUUAGUUCGUUUGUUUUGGGAUAAGUCGUUGGAUUGAUAUUUCGUUUACGAUGUAUCUUUGCUAGACUUUGUUUUUAUUUUAUUUUAUUUAUCUUAUUUU
Molecule: messenger RNA, 1446 nt
Organism: Erythranthe guttata (spotted monkey flower)
Lineage: Eukaryota; Viridiplantae; Streptophyta; Magnoliopsida; Lamiales; Phrymaceae
Source: RefSeq, a predicted model, not a curated record